Molecule: messenger RNA, 1572 nt
Organism: Trichoderma aggressivum f. europaeum
Lineage: Eukaryota; Fungi; Ascomycota; Sordariomycetes; Hypocreales; Hypocreaceae
Exons: 2
Coding region: 1-1572 (523 amino acids)
Source: RefSeq, a predicted model, not a curated record
AUGAGCAAUUCCGGCCUACCGCUGGAUGCGACCAUUACCAUUGUCAACAACUCGGGCAAGCUCAUCAGCACCGGCAAGCAGCUGCUCUCGAUAUGGAAGACGGCUCAGACUUCGUACAGAGAGAAGAAGGACGAGCUCAGCCAGGAGCGAGCCCAAGAGCGAGCCGCUGACAAGAAGCCGCCUCCCGUCCCCAUCAAGCGCGCCCAGACCUUCGAUACGAGCCGCAGCAUCCCUCACAGGCAAUAUGACGAGUUGAGCGUGGCCAGCUCGCACCGGACGUUCAAGAGCUCCAUCGCCAAGAAGCAGCUGCCUCCGGUUCCCAACCAGCUGGCUCUGACGGAGGGAAACCUCGAGAAGCUGUCCGAGGUGUCGAGCGUUGCGCCCUCGAAGCCUCCUUCGUCAUAUCAGGGCUCAUAUGGAGAUGCGAUGCUGGUCAAGGGUGGCUUCUCGCGCGUCGAUCCGCCAAUGGCGUUGCAACAGGUGCAGCCGAGGCCGCUGGUUCGUACGCGGACCGACACGGAGGCCGAGGCGAUGAAGAGGAUGAGCAUGGGGAGCGAUUUGCACUUGGCGUACGGCGACAUCCCCCCGGAUCUGGCUGACAGAGUGGACUUGGAUGCGCACACCGCGCCGCCGCAUGUGGAUUUGCGCGACGUGCAUGUCGAGGACGAGCGCGAGCAGGCCGAGCAGCUGAUUCACAAGAUUGAGAAUCUUCUGGAUGAGGCGAGUUGCGCUCAGCAUUCGGCCACGGCCAUCAUCACGCAUCUCCAGGAGCGCCCCGAUGCGGCUGCCGCUGUUGCUCUCACGUUGGCCGAGCUCUCGGGCAUCAUCACCAAGCUGUCUCCCGGCUUCGCGGCCAUCCUCAAGGGCACUUCGCCCGCCAUCUUUGCGCUGCUCGCCUCGCCGCAGUUCCUCAUUGGUACGGGCAUCGCCGUCGGCGUCACGGUCGUCAUGUUUGGCGGCUGGAAGAUUAUACAGAGAGCCACGCAGAAUUCGUUUGCCAAGAAGCCCGUGGCCUACGAGGCGGCAGCAGCGCCGGUACCCAACCUGCCGGCACUGCCGGAGAGCGGCAUCGACGAGGCCAUUGUUUUGGAGUCGGUCGAGGUGGACAUUAGCAGCAUCGACACGUGGAGGCGCGGUAUCGUGGACCUUGGCUACGAGAGCGCUGACCAGGAGCUGAUGACGCCCGCGGCUGAGCGCGUGAGGCGAAGUUCAAAGGCCGGUCCGGAGGACUAUUUCUCUCGAAAGGGCUCCAAGUCGCACAGAUCGUCGUCGUCCAAGGCGCACUCGUCGUCGCAGUCGACUUCUUCUUCUCACAAGUCUCACAAGUCGAGGCAUGAGAAGGAUUCUUCCGACAAGAAGAGCAGCAGCAGCAGCGGCAGCAGCAAGAAGAGCGACGAUGGCAGCAGUGUUGGCUCCAUGGCUUUGAUCAAGAAGUCGAUUGCUAGCAGGAAGAAGCAGAUUGACCAGACUGGGAUUAAGAGCGAGGAGUUGCCGCUGAGGACGAAGAAGCAGACGAAUAUGCUCAAGGCUCUGUUUAAGAGCAAGGAGCACAGGCAGACUGUUGCUACUUAG